GCUGCGCGGCAGACGUCGACUCGAGGCUGCCGGGUCAAAACACGCUCAUUCAGACGAUCACGUGAACGCGCACGCACACCGAGAUAGAGGCGAGCUCGCCGACACACGUACGGAGGAAGGAAGGAUAAUAAUAAGGAGGAGGAGGUGGUGAAUAAUGUGACAGGAUGUGGUUUCCCUGAGCUGGCACAACAUCCGCGCCCACCAAGCGGGGACUUGGAGUGUCUUCGCCCCGCUUCUGGAGGACUGUGUUCGGCCACGGAGGAGAGCUCGGAACCGACACCGCCUUGACACGGCUAACCUUCGUCCACGCGUGGGAUGCUUCGCUCCUCGUGACGCUCGCGCCGUCUUACUUUGAUCCACAGCGAGACUUUUGGCGCUACUCGAAGUGACGUCAUGGGCUGCGGACUGCGUAAGAUGAAGCCUACCGCGGAGGAGAAGUCACCGGGUAAGAUUUACUCCACGCUGAAGAGACCUCAGGUGGAGACCAAAGUGGGCGUUGCUUACACCUACCGUUACCUGGACUUCCUCAUCGGCAAGGACGGCGGGACGUCCACUCUGCGUCUGUCGUCGGUGCGUGAGCUGCCAGAACAGUUGCAGGAGCUUUACCAGCAAGACUUCCGGCUGGCCGCCAUUCACCCGUUCAUCCACCCCUGCGGCCCGGAGUCCAACAGCCCGCAACACCAACUCUACCGCGCCAUCCUGGUCCAGAUCAACGAGGGGGUCGACAAGAGGCUGGCGGUGUGCUCGCCGUGCAGGCUGCAGUUGGAGCCGUGUGUGCCCGCAGAGCAGGUGCCAACUCCUGAGCUCAUCCAGGGAUACGUCAAGAAGCAGAUCCAGGACGCGGCUGAGCAGGGUGUCACGUUUGUGGGCUUUGUGCAGGAACCCUACGGGGCACCCUGCACCAUGAUCCGAGAACCAGACACCCCCUCCCUGUCCCUGCACUCCAGCCCCAGCUCUGUGCUGGGCUCCCUCAGCAGCUGCAGCCCCUCCGACCCGUCCAGUCCCGCCCGCCACGGACGUCCCGGAAAGGAUACGGACACGUGCAAGAACUCCGGGAAUCACUCGGGGGGUUUGGGCGAAGUCUCAGCCGCCUCGUCUCCGAUCUCAGAGGAGCUGACGGGGGAGGAGCUGCCAUGCCAGAACAACAGCAAGGACAGCGCACCGGAGACAAAGCCGAGGACCAGAUACCAGCAGAGAUCCUACGGGGCUGAACUUUUGGCUUUGUAUAACCACCCGGCGGCGCGUGAGGGCGGCACGGUGAAGUACUACACGGUCAAGGUGCCGCUGCGGGUGCAUGCCGGCGUCAACGGCAGCGGCGACGACGUCCGAGAGGUGGAAGCCAAUUGGCUGGAUCACAUGACGCAGCACUUUAACAACGGAGCCUCGCUGGUCGACGGGCACUUCCACCUGGGAAACGUUGAUGAUUUGCUUCCCAAGUCGGUGGAAAGCGUCUUUGUGUUCGAGGAAGCCAGCGAAGGCGAAGCCAACACCACCUACGACGCCAUCGUGGUGGAGCAGUGGACCGUGAUUGACGGUUUGCAGGUGAAGGCCGAUUAUGUUCCUCUGCUGCAGUCCUUGGCCAUGUACGGCUGGAGACUCACCUGUGUGCUGCCGACACCUGUCAUCAAGACCAACAGCGAUGGCAGUCUGGCAACCAAACAGAUUGUGUUCCUACAGCGACCCGUCCUGAGCCGGAAGCAGAAGGAAUCCAAGAAACUGAUCUUCAAACCUCGCGGUAAGGCCUGCAAAAAUGGCCUCAAAAACAAAGACAGGAAGACAAAACCCAAACUGGAAAAAGACAUGAAAAUUCCCAAUCACGGGGAAAAGGUUGGAAAUGAGGAAGAAGAGGGGAGGAACGGAGAGAACGAGAAACCAGACGAGCAAGACGGAAAGAUUGACGCUACGAGCACCGCCGAGGUCGAAACUGACCAAUGGAAAGAGGAAGUAGCUAAAGUAGCAGAAGAGAGAGAAAAGGAAACGCUCGAACUUGACAAAGAGGGAUUGACAGAUGCCCAGGAAGUCACAGAAAAUACCGCUGCUGAUGAAAAGGAGGACGGCGGCAUCGUGGAUGAGCAGGAAGUGGAAGCCGUCGUGGAAAACGGCCUUGAAAUGUACGAAGAUGAAAAUGAAGAGAAACCAGACCAGAAGCAACGCACGAUUGACGAAUCCGUUGGCCGAGAUGUCAAGGACACGAGUAUGGUGGCAGAUUCCCAGACCCCGACGAUAAACGAAAAACAAGAGUAGCCCAGAAUUGUGGAAACCCUACCUCGCAAACCUUAAACUCAAGACAGGGUUCACGCUGACCAAUUUUUGGGACUCGUGUCGACCUCUUAAAUCUGCCAGCUUUCAUCCACCGACUCUGCUGUAUAACCACACGUCGUGAAUGUACCAUGUAUCCUUGAAGGACCUGAAGGAACCAGAUGAAGAUCCUCGGACUAGACUUAGACCUAAAACUAGAGCUUGCAGUGUUAGGUGGCCUGCAACUCUCUGCCUUUAAAGCGACAGGGAGUGCCGCAUAACCGAUGUACGCAGAGAAAAACGUAUUUUUGGACUCUCCUUGAUCUUCGCUCGCGUUCUGAAAAGAAACAUCCAAAAAGAUGACAAACCUUAAGUCGAAAGACGAAAAAGAACACUGGCCAACCGUGAUACUACUGACCGUCGAAAGACAGAAAAGACUUGUGAUCCAUUCAAUUCUACGCCAUUUGAAGUGUUGCCUUGAUGAGAAGGCCAACAUUUGGGGGCGGGACCCGUUUGCGACAGGCAAUCCAAACUAGCGUCAAGAGAUCUUCGGAGGCGAGACAUCAUUGACGGCUUAUACUCACCUUGCGUACAGAAUGUUCCGGAUAAGCACAUGUCAAAUUCAUGGGAAUGAAAUGUAGCUUUUACCUUUUGGGGAUGUUUUUCAAUUCGCUGUUCCUGAUCAAGCUUGGGGCCAUCCGCUAAAAAUGUUCGCUAGCUAUAGCGUUCGCUGCGAGUCAAAGGUUCGCAUUAUUUGCAUUUGUGGGGUCUUAGCUGUGGGGUGAAUUCAAAGAAAGAGAGUUGUUGGUUUACAACUCAUGCCCAGGUCAUGAAUCUAAAAAUCAUAAAUACGGUAAAUAUUGGUAUGAAAACAAUUUUACGCCAUGAAAAGAGGAGCCCUGUAUAUGGACUGGGAAGGCAGCGUUACAGUAUUUGACACCUUAAUCACUGUGGAUACUCUGGUAUUGUACAACUGUACAGGGGUAGACCCCUCCCCUAAAUUGUGAUCCAAUUAUGAAUUGUGUGACUAUAGAGGUUCUACCUUCGUAAAACACGGCGUCCGAAUUUCUGUUCCGACACGUUGAGCUACCUUGUGUAUGAAAUGCGCUAUGUACAUAAAGCUGCCUCGCCUUGUCUUACCUUGACAAUAUAACCGAAAUUUGAAACGACGUCUGUCAAAUUUUAGGCCACAAAUAUAAAACAAUCUCAUGAAAGACACGAAGUAUCACGCUAACUGACGUCUUCUCGCACCACCGCGCUAACAAGUUGAUUUGUACGCCAUUCGUAAACCACGGUAUGCUUGGACCGUCAUAAAACCCGACCUCUUUUGAGCUGCAUGGAGCUGUCUCUUGCCAUGAUAAGGAUUUGAUGAAUAUUUCACUUGUCGGCAACCCUUAAAAAAAAGCAAAUACAUUUUGAAAUGUGCAUUCAUGCCGCGAGGCUGCCAGUUCGCGAAUUGAACUCAAGAAAACGGACACGGGGGUGCCCUGUGGCGCGUAAAAUGAAAUAGAAAUGAAUUGGCUCAUUUGAAAGUAAGUGCAGUUAGCGUGGCUUUUUUUUUUUUGUACCUCCAGCUAUUUCAGCGCUCCUCAGCAGGUGGUGUUUGUAACGAUAAGUGAGUCGUGAGAUGGCAUUUGGUGGCGCGGCCGCAGUGAAAGGCGGGACAGCGGGUGGGUCGCCAAGGUGAGAGGUGGGCACGUCCGCCACACAGAUCGCUCAUUAGGCCGCUAAUGGCUUUUGUCAGUAGGGCAUCUGUCAGAAGGAGAGCGAGGGGUUCGCUUAGCCAGGGCGCUAUUGACAAUAAUGCCCACACCAGGUACCUCAAUAAAUCGCUUUCUGAUGUCUCACGCUUUCAUGUGAACUCGGAAUGAUUUUCCUGGUUUGAUGGUUUUGCUUUUCAAUGUAACAAUUACACGAGCUCGAUGCGUUGUGUUCGCUCAUGUGGUGUCCAUGUGUCGAAAAGAUUUGUCUGGUGCUGUUUUUAUGGAGAGCGGAAAACGCGUGUGAGACCAGCUUAGCCUUAACACCCCAAACUGUCUUGUUUUUUAUUUUCUUUUUGUUUUCGUAAGUUACCACAUCGCCCCAAAAAUAUCUGAAGAAUUAGCAUAGCAAAACCACCUGGGAUGUUUUAAAAAUUCAACACCUGGACAAAGUGUCACUUGACAACGUAAAAUUUGAUAGUCACAAGAGUGGUGACCCACAAAAAAGUUUUGAAAAAGAUGCCUGAAAAUACACAGGCAGUCCAUUUUGUUUUGAAAGGACCUUUUUAAGGUCAGUUUCCAGAGAUCCUCGACAUCAUGUGAUUUUUGUUUUGUUUUCUUUUCUCUAUUUAACCCACUUUGCAGUAAGAAAUUUGGUCGAAAUAUCUAUCAUGGGUUGACCCUCAGAAAAAAAAAAACAAGCCAUGCCUAAAACGACAAGGGAAGUAAGUCAAAGAAGAGGACAUUCGAGGAGUCAGUUUGGUCGUUCUCAAAAUUCUUUCAAAGACAAAUUACCAAAAUUUGAACUGCAUAUACGAGACCAAUGAGGGGCACAAAAUUGAAGAAUUGUCGUUUGCGUCAUUGUAGACAGUAAAGCACACAAAAUAAUUCUGUGUCCGAAUCCAGGUUACCUUUGAAACACAAAAGCUGGUCGGCAAUUCUUGCACAAGUAAAUUUACAAAAUGUUUCAAAUACUUAAUGACCAAAAAGUUGUCCAUUAUAAGUAGACCGAUAAAAACUCUCAAAAUUCCAAAUUUUGGGUUCUGGGAUGCCAUUUGAGUGGUCAGUUUGAAAAUUUUGUAGGGGGGGGGGGGGGACCUUCAAAGGCGAACUCCUGCUAAAGAUUUUGUCUGAUAGUUACCAAAUUUGAACUGCGGACACGAGACGGAUUUUAAUGUUUAUCGUAUUUUUCCCAGUCGGGUUUUUCGAAAUGUAUGAAAAUGGUUUUCACGGUGGCGACACUGGAGUCCACAUUGUAAAGAAAGGAUUUCAAGUUUAUAUUCCAGUGACUUGCCUGCCCGCCGUGUUGACAGACCGAUGCUUCAAGCUACCUCCCGAGGGGUUCCUGACUUUUAAAAUGAGGGUCUGCGGCCUUCCCGACGGCAAAGUACGAGGUCAUACUUAAUGGCCGUCUGGGUUCAAGGGUCACAUUUUACCGUCCGAUUGAUUUUUCCAGAGGAGAGAAGCACUCUAAUUGUGUUCCAAGAUGUGAAGAACAUUCUCUCACUGGUGGAAGGCUUUUGACUGCUCUUGGGCUUUAAUUGAAUGUUGUAUUUUGUGUUUUGCGAUGAUUUAUGGAAUUGGCGUAGCGCUUUAAAGGCACAGAGCUCAUGUAGUUUCCGUUUUCCACGAUACCGGGGGUUCCUCGGCUUAUAUACAUUUCGGAACAAAAUAAUGUUCAUCAGCACCAUAUUUUAAACGGUAACUUCAUGAUCAAUCGGUGAUUAACGUUCUUCAGGAAGGGAAGAAUAAAUGCAUGUACAGCAGCGGGUUUUUUUUCCUGCAUACGAAAUUUGACACUGAUUCUUGUUUCACUAACACUCGUUGGUUCAUUUCAAUUUCAGUUGUGGGUGUGGUGAAGUCAGAGAAACAAGAAGCCACUCCUAAAACUGUCGAUAGAUUUCCUUUCUGACUGCCAAAGUGUCAAGUCGUUUCUUUUGUAACCGAGCCCGUCCGUCUGACUUUGCAAGUUCAAAACUUUUUUCAAAACAAUUUUCGAGACAUAUUUUAAAUGCUUGAGGACAAAUGCUGAAAAUGUACAAAGACCGUGCAAAUGAUCAGUACCACACAGGGGUGUGCAUAAGCUGGGGGGGGCAUUGGGACGGUUGCCCCGGGCUUCCACCCGGAUGAUAUGGUUGUUUAGCAAUAAUAGAUAUAUUGGAAGAAAGACAUCUAUUUAAGUAAUAUUACGCAUAAAAAUUGACUUUUCUUUCAUAAUUUACCAAAAAAAUUAUACUCGAUAAAUUAGGAAUUUUCCAUUAGUGGGGCAGGGGGGUGCAAACAUUGUUUAGCUGUGUACCGUAGACAGUAUACAGAGAUUAUAGAAGCACUUGGCUUUCAUCACAAAUUGACGAUAUCAAGGUUUUAUACUGAGGCAUCGAUAUUGUACGGUGACAGACGACGACGUGAUACGUUAACAUAUCAACCGUAAAAAUAUGGUAGCGCUAUCGUGUUACGGUUUAAAUAUCCAUCGUUGGCUGCACAUGGAGGUUACAGAUCGGACACAGCGGCUUUUUAUCAGACGAUCCACGAUCCAUACGUCACGCUAGUGUAUCAUAGCGGAAAUUUAGAUUCGUACUUGGUGAUUUUUGUCGAAUCGGAAGUAUCUAUUUUCAUCAUUGGUAGGAAUUUACUUUAAUGAAUAUAACUUAUGUUUGUUUUGGGGGGGGGGGGGUUGUUUUUUUUUUUUGCUAUGUUAUUAAACAUGUCAAUCAGCAACCCCCUUGGCCUGCCCUCUCCUCAAUGACAUCACCAAGGUCACAUGAUAGCAGUUUAUUUGUCUUAACAUUCCAUUCGGACAGGGAACGAACGGUCUUAGCCUUGACAAACGCGUCCGUCACGAUACCAACAGAGCGGUGUCUUUUCCCGAUAAGAGACCUCUGAGACCAGCCCCACCCUUGGGAUUGUGGGUAAUUGUUUGAUUUGUUUAGUUUGCCAUCAGGAUGGAGACAUUUGAAUAUUGCAUCAUUCCAGCUGCCUGUUUGUGUCUAAAAAGCUAACAUGCCAGUGAUGUAUUCUUUAUCUGUAUGCCGUCCCGUCCAUCUAUGACGUUAUUAUUGUUAACCGCCGCCGCUGCAUCUGUACAAUUUGUACAUUAUAAAAGUAUUUAUAUUUAA
Molecule: messenger RNA, 7054 nt
Organism: Hippocampus comes (tiger tail seahorse)
Lineage: Eukaryota; Metazoa; Chordata; Actinopteri; Syngnathiformes; Syngnathidae
Gene: rftn1b
Product: raftlin, lipid raft linker 1b
Exons: 10
Coding region: 394-2244 (616 amino acids)
Source: RefSeq, a predicted model, not a curated record